UUCGGUAGGUCCAAGAUGACGGAGCCGGGCGCCUCUCCGGAGGACCCCUGGGUCAAGGCAAGCUCCGCGGACGCGCACGCCGGCGAGGGGAGGGCGGGUCGGGCUCGUGCACGUAGGGGGUCCGGAAGACGCGGGGCUCCCCAACUAUCCCCAGAGUCUCCCCUGCUGUCCGGGCCCCGGGGCUGCAGAGAAGACAGCUCUCACCCGGCGUAUGCCAAGGUCGAGUAUGCCUACAGUGACAACAGCCUGGACCCUGGGCUUUUUGUAGAAAGCACCCACAAGGGGAGUGUAGUGUCCAGAGCUAAUAGCAUCGGUUCCACCAGUGCCUCUUCCGUCCCCAACACAGAUGAUGAGGACAGUGACUAUCAGCAAGAGUCCUACAAGGAGUCCUACAAAGACCGGAGGCGGCGAGCACACACUCAAGCUGAGCAGAAGAGGAGGGACGCUAUCAAGAGAGGCUACGAUGAUCUUCAGACCAUCGUCCCUACUUGCCAGCAGCAGGACUUCUCCAUUGGCUCCCAGAAACUCAGCAAAGCCAUCGUUCUACAGAAGACCAUCGACUACAUCCAGUUUUUACACAAGGAGAAGAAAAAGCAGGAGGAGGAAGUAUCCACACUGCGCAAGGAUGUCACAGCCCUGAAGAUAAUGAAAGUGAACUAUGAGCAGAUUGUGAAGGCACAUCAAGACAACCCUCAUGAGGGGGAGGACCAGGUCUCUGACCAGGUCAAGUUCAACGUGUUCCAAGGCAUCAUGGACUCCCUAUUCCAGUCUUUCAAUGCCUCUAUCUCUGUGGCCAGCUUCCAGGAGCUGUCAGCUUGUGUCUUCAGCUGGAUUGAGGAACACUGUGAGCCACAGACUCUACGAGAAAUUGUGAUUGGAGUCCUACAUCAGUUGAAGAACCAGCUCUACUGAUGGCUCCUGGAGACCUGCAGGCCAGAGGGCUUUGGUCUGUUUGGCUGUGGAACUGCUGGGCCUAUGAGACUGGACUGCAACACCUCACACCGGUCAGCUGGUUUCUACUUGGUGUUUGGUUUGCCCAGCCCCACUUCAGUGAGGCUGUUCUCUGAAGGCCUCUCAUUAAUUUAUUAUAUUGCCCAGUGUUGGACCCACCCAACUUUCCCCUUCCCCGGAAAAGUGUCUAGAACAAGAGCCUGUUCAGGGACCCUCACAAGAAGCCCUGGCCCCUCAGCCCUUUCUCUAGCCGCCGGGUUUAUGCUCACAAUCUCUAUAUAUAAUUUGGAAAUUGUUUGCCUCUGCUUGGUCUCUUGGGCAACAUUUGGCUCAAGUUGGAGUAUUUUGGCAGUUUUUGACUUGGGAAAAAGGAGAAGAGUCUCGUGGCCACGAAGGGUGAAAGGCCACCUUGUGCCUAGGCUAGUGCUGUGUGGUUAGCACUGAGCAAAGCCAGGGCUUUCUAGCCAGCUCAGGGUAGGGAUCCCAGGGUCCUGCUGUCCCCUCAUGUUCAGCCACCUCCUGUGGGUGCCGGAGGAAACAAUGUCCCAAGAGCUCUCACCCUGUCUUACCGAAGGCAGGCGUCUCACAGCAUAACACAUUUGAAUUUAUUUUCUAAACACCAACAGUGCGCUUCUGUUAGUUUCCCCAAAUUCCCAGUGACCCCCCGAGCAGCCAGCCGUCUCUGUGUGCUGUGUCUGCUCAGCUACCAGCACCAGUGUCGCCUGCAUUCCUCCUAGAACUUGGGGAUAGCUACAGGAGACACUCAGGUCAUCUGGGGGGUAGGCCUGGCUGAUGCCUUAGGGUUCCCAAAUGAUGGGUGUAUGAAAACCUUUCUGUACUUUUCUCCCCAGUGUUCCCUGUUGCCUUCCCCAGGUUUGAUAUCUGGGAGGUUUGAUAAUCCAGAGGAAAUUAAGUAUUUUUAUAUCAAAUUAUAUUACAAUAAAUAUUCUAGAUAAUUUCCCUUA
Arvicola amphibius (Eurasian water vole) is the source of this 1916-nucleotide messenger RNA. RefSeq names its product MAX dimerization protein MLX (gene Mlx). Gene Ontology annotation, cellular component: nucleus. The coding region runs from base 16 to 912 and encodes 298 amino acids. The transcript is spliced from 8 exons. Gene Ontology annotation, biological process: regulation of transcription by RNA polymerase II. Lineage: Eukaryota; Metazoa; Chordata; Mammalia; Rodentia; Cricetidae. Gene Ontology annotation, molecular function: RNA polymerase II cis-regulatory region sequence-specific DNA binding; DNA-binding transcription factor activity, RNA polymerase II-specific; protein dimerization activity. The record is from RefSeq and is a predicted model, not a curated record.